Molecule: messenger RNA, 1854 nt
Organism: Zasmidium cellare ATCC 36951
Lineage: Eukaryota; Fungi; Ascomycota; Dothideomycetes; Mycosphaerellales; Mycosphaerellaceae
Exons: 3
Coding region: 1-1854 (617 amino acids)
Biological process (GO): retrograde transport, endosome to Golgi; protein retention in Golgi apparatus
Cellular component (GO): endosome
Molecular function (GO): phosphatidylinositol binding
Source: RefSeq, a predicted model, not a curated record
AUGGCUUCGCAUGUCACAGCUCCCCCCAACCCGUGGACACACAUGGACGAAGGCAGCUCUCCCUGGGACGAACAAUCGCAAGAGUCGACGACACCCUCCAAGCUCUCCCAGUCCACCCCCAACCUGGCUGGCGCCAAACCCGCUCCCUCCAAGUCCCGCACCCCCGGCCGAUACGGCAACCUCGCCCAGUCCACCACCCUCGAAAGCCUCGACAAUGACUCGCUGGGUCCCCUCGGACCUCUGGGCGCAGAGCCGCAAGAGGAGCCUAUAGCGCCUACGCCACCGGUGAAAGAGCUAGCUUCAAGAACAAGACAAUCUGCCAACUCAAGACCAUCCACUGCCGCGUCAGCCGUCUCAUCUGCGCGAAGUACCGACUUCGACGACGAUGAAGGAUCAAUAAACGGUGGGCCGCGCAUACCGCCUCCAGUCCAGCCCGCAGCUUUCGAUGGACGAGCCAGACAAGCCCAGCCCUCUCAGCCCGUGGAGCAGGCCGCCAAGCCGACUUUCAGCAUCGUCGUGGGAGAUCCGCAUACUGUUGGAAGCGCGACUAGCAGUCAUACCGUUUACAGUGUCAUCACCAAGACCACGUCCAAGGCAUACAUGAACCCGACUUUCACUGUGACGAGACGAUACCGAGACUUCCUCUGGCUGUAUGAGAGGCUACACGACAACAACCCUGGAGUUGUGGUGCCUCCUCCACCCGAGAAGCAGGCUGUUGGCCGGUUCGAUGCGAACUUCAUCGAGUCUCGGCGGAUGGCUCUCGAGCGCAUGAUCAACAAGAUCGCUGCUCAUCCAGUUCUGCAGGUGGAUGGAGAUCUCAAGACGUUCUUGGAGAGCGAAUCAUUCAACGUGGCAAUAAAGCAUUCCAAUGGCAAGGAUCCUCUGCUUGGUGGCAACGAGUCGAAGGGCUUCUUGAGCAAUAUGGGCAUUGGUGGUGGAAGCAGUGGCAAGUUCAUUGAGCACGACGACUGGUUCCAUGAUCGCCGGAUAUACCUGGACGCAUUGGAAAAUCAGCUCAAGGCACUCCAAAAGAGCACGGACACUGUCGUAUCGCAACGGAAAAACCUCUCCGACUCAUGUGGCGAGUUCAGCGCGUCUCUUCACAAUCUUGCCGCAGUCGAACUGUCACCUAGCUUAUCUGGACCUUUGGAUGCAUUGGGCGAUUUGCAACUACGAAUUCAGGAGCUUUACCAGCGACAAGCUCUACAAGAUAUCCUCACCCUGGGCAUCGUCAUUGAUGAGUACAUUCGUCUGAUCGGCUCCGUCAAGAAGGCUUUCGAGCAGCGACAAAAGGCGUAUCACUCGUGGCAUGCGGCUGAGUCGAAGCUGCAAGAGAUCAAGAAGCAGCAAGAGAAGCUACUACGCUCCGGGCGAUCUCAGCAAGACAGAAUGGGACAGAUGCAGGCCGAUGUGGCUGAUGCCGAGAGGAGGGUGCACGCUAGCCGACUGCUUUUUGAGGACAUGGGUCGCUUGAUGAGGAGUGAACUCGAUCGCUUUGAGAAGGAGAAGGUCGAGGAUUUCAAGAGCGGAGUCGAGACUUUCUUGGAGAGUGCGAUCGAGGCGCAGAAGGAGCUGAUCGAGCUCUGGGAGACCUACCUCCUGCAACUAGACAGCGACGAAGACGGCCCACCGCUCAUGCCGGCCGGCGUCGUCGCAGACACAGACCCCAAGUCCGACGCUCAACUACGUCGCGAGGCGGCCAAAGCACAGCUCGAGGCAGAAGGCAACGACGAGGACGAGGAGCCCAGACUAUCCGGCACGACUGCCCGUGAAGACCUGCCCCGAAACAGUUCCGAAGCGGCCUUUGAUGACGAUCGCGCGGCCGCAUUGCAUACUUCCGAAGUCGAAGCAUGA